UGGCUGAACAUAAAAAGACGAAGAGAGGAAUUCAAGGUGAUGGCACUGAUGAAGGAACUACAGGGCUCGUGUCAGGAGCUCGAGGUGGUUCCUGACAUGAACUUCGUGUCUUGGUUUAACAACCGGAACCGCCUCAGUGAAUUGGAAAGCUCCAAGCUAUCCAGGGAGCUGGAGCCUCCCCGCCGGGUACUUGUCCUGACCAGGAACAACAAGAGGAGCCCUCCCCUGGGGAAGCACUCAGGAAAUUGCCAGGCUUUGACAAGAGAGCUCAGCAACAAUGGUAGUUCCCAGUUGGAGACAAAUGAUCAGCUCAGCGGUGGGAAUGGCAGCCAUGUACCCAGCGUGCACUUGAGGAGCUCACCCAAGCCUUCUUCACACUGCAAUCGAUUGUAUCAGUCUGCCCCAAACAUCUACAUGGCAAAGAUGACAGAAUAUGAGGGAAUCUUGCCGUUCCUGAGCCCCCAGCCCUCCAGGCAAGCUGGGCAUGGGGCUCUAUCCUAGGCUGUCCUUUAUUCAGCCCAGAUGCCUGGACUCCAACCAGAGAAAAUCAUAUUCUCCAAUGAGUUAUGGGAAAUGCAUUGCACAAUGCACAAAGACUCAAAUGUCAGGUCAUUUAGAUUAAAAACCUAUGUGGAAACACUAA
Dipodomys ordii (Ord's kangaroo rat) is the source of this 643-nucleotide messenger RNA. RefSeq names its product ral guanine nucleotide dissociation stimulator-like. Bases 40 to 501 code for a protein of 153 amino acids. NCBI's taxonomy places the organism in Eukaryota, Metazoa, Chordata, Mammalia, Rodentia, Heteromyidae. The transcript is spliced from 4 exons. The record is from RefSeq and is a predicted model, not a curated record.